AUGUAUCCUUUCGAAAUGCUCUCUUCGAGAUAUCUCAUCCUCAACCUGAUGAGAUUCUCAAGCGCAGUCAUCCUUCGAGAUCCAUCUACCGUACAUCGCACAUAUGACUAUAUAGUGGCCGGAGGUGGCCUUACUGGGCUCGUAGUCGCCAAUCGCUUGACUGAAGACCCAGAAACGUCGGUGCUUGUCGUCGAAUACGGGGAUUUCGAUGAUAGGUGGGAUGUUGCAAUACCAUUCAAUGCCAGGUUCCUUCACACCGAGGAUCUUUUCGAUAUACCCUCGGUACCCCAAAAAGGCUUGGGGAACAGAUCAUUUAGUGUGUGGCUGGGGAAGACAGUAGGUGGUGGUUCGACUGUGAACGGAAUGGCACUAUCACGAGGUGCUCGUGCAGACUAUGAUGCUUGGGAAGCUCUCGGGAACCCUGGAUGGGGCUGGGAUACUAUGUUCAAAUACUUCAAGAAAUCAUCGACUCUCACAUACCCCAGUCCUGAGCUUGUCGAAAAGUAUGGUUAUGUUGUCAGUACGGAAGGUUAUGGCCAAGGUCCUAUGCAGGCAGGUUUCCCUAAGUGGCAGUUCCCUGCUCUAGAUAAUUACAUCGACGCGUGGACAAAGGACAUUGGAGUUGAGUACCGAACGGACGGGGAUACCAAUGGGGAAAAUAUCGGUAUGGCAUGGAAGCCGAUUGAUAUUGAUCCUGUGAAUAUUACUAGGUCCUCCGCACGGAAAACAUACUACGAUCCAGCCAGUGGCCGAGCCAAUCUGGACAUCCUUGUAGGAAGCUAUGUGGCAACACUUGUCACUAACCCCGGCGCGUUACCUGUCGUCACGGGCGUUAAUGUGGCUCGGGUGGACAGCAAUUCGACCGAACACAUAUUCUUAAAGUCCGCCAAGGAAGUGAUCUUAGCUGCAGGAACCGUGCAUACGACGCAAAUCUUGCAACUCAGUGGUAUCGGCCCCCGGGCUCUGUUGGAACCUCUAUGUAUUGAGAUUGUUGCGGAUUUGCCUGGGGUCGGUGCGAAUUUCCAGGAUCAUCCCACAAAUGAUGGCUAUUCAUUCAAAUUCUUGAAUGAGCCAAGCCUCAACCCGAAUCUCUAUGACGACGCCUCCUUUUUCAACGCUUCCUGGGACGAGUACAUGGCCAACAGGACUGGACCCUUAACCUGGGCUUUUGGAAACAACAGGGUUGUCUUAUCUCUGGACAACCUUACCAGUGACUAUCAAGCGCUGAUCGACGACAUUCUUCAUGACAACGAGACCAGUCGAUAUCUUGACGAUUGGUACAAGCAACACCCUGUCCUGGAGGCUGGUUACAAGCUGCAGCACCAGAUCAUGGCUCGUGUCAUAUCUGAGCAGCAUGGUAGCGUGAUGGAGAGCGUUUUCGGCGGUGCGGCUUCAAGCGCUUUCGCCGUUGUCAAACCAUUAUCUCGCGGAACAGUGCUCAUUAAUUCCACUAAUCCGGAUCCCAUUCUCGGCGCGCCACAGGUAAAUUAUCAGGCCUUAACGCACCCAUUCGAUAUGAAGAUUGCCAUUGAAGGGCUCAAGGUGGUUCGGAAGCUCCUGUCGACGCCUUCAAUGGCCUCCCUCCAGCCAGUAGAGAUCGUGCCUGGAGCCAAUGUCACAACAGACGCGCAAAUAGAGGACGCAAUCAGGACCACACUCUACCGCCCAGCAAACGCGCACCCUUGCUGCACAGCAGCGAUGCUGCCUUUGGAGCUGGGAGGAGUUGUGGACCCGCAGCUACGGGUGUAUGGUGUUCAGGGAUUGAGGAUCGUAGACGCCAGCAUCCUGCCUCUGAUUCCUUCUGCUCAUACUCAAGAAACAAUGUAUGCUGUUGGGGAAAAGGCGGCUGAUGUCAUAAAAGGCUUCAACGGCUACUAG
This is a messenger RNA of Diaporthe batatas, 1878 nucleotides long. RefSeq lists its product as uncharacterized. The transcript has 7 exons. NCBI's taxonomy places the organism in Eukaryota, Fungi, Ascomycota, Sordariomycetes, Diaporthales, Diaporthaceae. Gene Ontology annotation, biological process: secondary metabolite biosynthetic process. Bases 1 to 1878 code for a protein of 625 amino acids. Gene Ontology annotation, molecular function: oxidoreductase activity, acting on CH-OH group of donors; flavin adenine dinucleotide binding. The record is from RefSeq and is a predicted model, not a curated record.